GAACACACUUAGAGCUAGCUUCCCUCCAAACCUUCCCUCUCUUCUCUCCUUUUUCAAGCUAGGGAAUAUUUCUAAGAGAUAUUCCGAAACCAUGGCUGACGACACUCCUAUGGUUUUUAUUGUUGGUGUUCUAGGGAACAUUGCAUCGUUCAUAUGUUUCCUAGCACCACUACCAACGUUUUAUCGCGUUUGUAAGAAGAAAACAACUGAAGGUUUCCAAUCACUUCCAUAUGUGGCCGCACUUUUCAGUGCAAUGCUUUGGAUUUUUUAUGCUUAUAUAAAGACGGGUGAAAUACUUCUUAUCACCAUCAACGCCUUCGGUUGUUUUAUAGAGACAAUUUACCUUGUCAUCUAUAUCACUUAUUGCCCGAAGAAAGCCAGGAUCUUCACAUUGAAGAUGAUUUUCUUGUUCAACUUUGGGGUGAUUUUCUUGGUUAUUCUUCUAACCCACGUUCUAGCAAAGGAACGAACAGCCCGUAUCGAGCUUCUUGGAUGGAUUUGUGUAGUCCUUUCUACCAGUGUUUUUGCAGCACCUUUAAGUAUUAUUAAAGUGGUUAUUCGCACCAAAAGUGUGGAGUUCAUGCCCUUUACUUUGUCACUUCUUCUCACAAUAAGUGCAAUUAUGUGGCUGUCAUACGGUAUUCUCCUCAAAGACAUCUAUGUCACACUUCCGAACAUAGUGGGUAUCACGUUUGGAACAAUUCAGAUGGUGCUUUAUGCAAUAUACAGAAAGAACACGCCCGUCAAGGAUCAAAAGCAGCCAGAAAAUAUCACUGAUGAAAACGUGAAUACAACUGUGAGUGGUGGGAAUCAGGGAGCAAACACUGGAUUCGUUGAUAUAGAGAUUGGAGAGAAGAAGCAAACAGAGAAGAAGCAGGAACAAGGUGUUAAUGCUCGUGACCAAAUAGAGAACAACACCAAAACGAGGGAAGGCAUUUAACUACAACAAAAGAAAGAGGGUUAAUUAAGAAGUUUGAUGAAGGGGUAGCUAGCUACUACUUGUGCACGUGUUAUGCCUCAUUCUCUAUAUCACUGUCUCUCUCUGCCACCCUGUGUUGUUCAAAUUCGAGCAAAAUCUUAAUGGGGGCAGAGAUGAUAUAUAUAAUAUAUCAUAUAGAAUCAUAGAUCCAUAUCUAUGGCUAUAUCUUUUCAUGUAGUUAUUAGUUUGUGCUUUUGUGUGAUUUAUGUUUUAUUUUCUUUGUGUUGUUAAGCACCGGAAUAUCAAAUAAUUCAUAGAAGUUGUCAACAAAUCUUAAUCCAAGGAGCUAUCACGCAUCGAUUGAUUCUGCGU
Messenger RNA from Abrus precatorius (Indian licorice), 1291 nucleotides. Its product is annotated as bidirectional sugar transporter SWEET14-like. Bases 92 to 940 code for a protein of 282 amino acids. The record is from RefSeq and is a predicted model, not a curated record. Gene Ontology annotation, cellular component: membrane. Lineage: Eukaryota; Viridiplantae; Streptophyta; Magnoliopsida; Fabales; Fabaceae. Gene Ontology annotation, molecular function: sugar transmembrane transporter activity. The transcript is spliced from 6 exons. Gene Ontology annotation, biological process: carbohydrate transport.